AUGGUCCUGCUCAUUGAGGAGAGCCAAAAACGACGCGCAGUGCUCAAGAGACAGUAUGCUUCCAUAGAGAAUGAGCACCGGGAUGUUGACGACCCCAUCUAUCUCGUCACUCCGUCUGGGACUACCCUCAUUACCCUCAUUACCGAUCCGGAACGGCGCCCUGAACGACUCGUGCUCUUAGAUAGCAAUUUGCAGCCCGUACCCGACAAACGUGGUCCGGACGAUCAUCUUCACAAGCGGUCGAAAUUGUCGCCCAACACUCUACCGAACGACGCGCAGGGGCAAGACAAGUCGGAGAAGGGUCGCAAAUCUGAGUCAACUGAGACGUCAAGCACGGCUGUUGAGUCUCCUGGACAACGAGAUGACCUUGAGAAUGGCAACCCGAUCUUCAAGCGUCCGCUGUCAGGCAGCGGCGAGAAGAACGUCAUCGAGCCAGCCAGUCUGGCCACCCUCAUCAGCGACUCUAAUUACCAUACUCAGGUCUUUUUGAGCUUGACCGAAACCAUGCUUAAACCCAUGCUUCAGAUAAACAAUUCAGGUUCCGGAUACAGAGGAGCCGUUACGCUUAUACUGAGCAGCUUCGAAGGAAAUGGUCGUAUCCCCCGAGAGCAGCCACCUCCUCUCAUGCUCUGCGGACCGUUCUUUCGAACGGAGGAUAUCAACAUUGAUGCUUCCCUUAGCAAUCUGUCUGCACUCUCCGGCGCAACGACAGAAUUCCGAGGUAACGGUCGGUACGCCGCCGCCUUUGGACUGAACAUUGAAGGCGUCUCUCUGGAUCUCAUCUACAAAGUUGACGCUCGGGAUCAGUAUAACAUCUGGGGAGGGUAUUUAUUGGAAAGACAUAGUUUUGCUUCUUGGACUCAUAGCACGGCAAUGAGGGAGAUUGAGCUCUAUUCGACACGCAUGAAGGAUCUACAAGGCACUGUGGUUGCGACGUGCUAUGGACUGUGGCUUGAUCAUGGGGGACAGCAUCCAGUUGCGAUUUUCGAAAAUGCGGGAAUGAGUACACUCGAAGAGAGGUUAACACUAAAAGACCAGGCUGCUAUACGACUGUUGUAUGUCAAGCUCCAUCGAAGAGGAGUCAUUCACAAGAGUCCAAAACGCAAACAUUGGUACCGCACCAAGGAUGGCACGUUCCGAUUGAUCGACUUCAGUAACGCCACUUUCUGGGGCGACCGGUACUUGCCCUAUAGAGUGUACUGGCGCAAAUGGAUUGAUGAAGAGAUCGAUUACAUACUCGAGACAUGGUGCGAGCGGCCCUACAGAGGCAUGUUUGACUUUCCCAUGCCGACGUGCAGCGAUCAAGGGGUGGGUGAAGAAAACCUGGAUAGGCCCAACGAUCCAGAGAGUGUGGAACUGUGGCGAUACAGGCGCAAAACAGUGUCAUGGAAAAUCGAAAGGAAAAUGAUCAGAAAAUGGAUCGCAAAGGUGAACAAGAGAGCCAAGCAGUGGGGCGAUCCCAAUAAAGCGUUCGGACGGCCCAAGGAGCCUGGAAAGGAUCAAGAAGAGGUGACAACUUUAUGCAACGCUACUCAGCCGGUGGAAGAGACCCUCAUCACCCCCACGAUAUCCAACAUUGGCGGUGAAGACGUCGAGAAGUCGGAGACGAAGCAAGCGAAAUUGGUUGUGAACAAGUCUCGCUUCCUGCAGUCGGAAAAUGUGGAAUCUCCUGCUGUACAUCAUGAUGGCGGAUGA
Messenger RNA from Kockovaella imperatae, 1695 nucleotides. RefSeq lists its product as hypothetical. Bases 1 to 1695 code for a protein of 564 amino acids. The transcript has 8 exons. The record is from RefSeq and is a predicted model, not a curated record. NCBI's taxonomy places the organism in Eukaryota, Fungi, Basidiomycota, Tremellomycetes, Tremellales, Cuniculitremaceae.